Staurois parvus is the source of this 347-nucleotide messenger RNA. The record is from the annotation of a GenBank genome assembly. NCBI's taxonomy places the organism in Eukaryota, Metazoa, Chordata, Amphibia, Anura, Ranidae.
AAUAGGCCCAGUCAUGAAAUUUCCUUGCUACUAAAUAUUCCACUGUCAACUGUUAGUGGUAUUAUAACAAAGUGGAAGCAACUGGGAACAACAGCAAGUCAGCCAUGAAAUAGUUGGCCACGUAAAAUGACAGAGCGGGGUCAGCGCGUACUGAAGCGCACAAUGCGCAGAAGUUACCAACUGUCUGCAGAGUCAGUAGCUAAAGACCUCCAAACUUGGUGUGACCUUCAGAGAGCUUCAUGGAAUGGGUUUCUAUCGCCGAGCAGCUGUGUCCAAGCCUUACAUCACCAAGUGCAAUGCAAAGUGUUAGAUGCAAUGGUGUAAAGCACAUCGCCACUGGACUCUAG